Molecule: messenger RNA, 1761 nt
Organism: Lactuca sativa (garden lettuce)
Lineage: Eukaryota; Viridiplantae; Streptophyta; Magnoliopsida; Asterales; Asteraceae
Gene: HEMG2
Product: Flavin containing amine oxidoreductase family
Biological process (GO): porphyrin-containing compound biosynthetic process
Cellular component (GO): chloroplast thylakoid; chloroplast
Molecular function (GO): protoporphyrinogen oxidase activity, oxygen as acceptor
Source: RefSeq, a predicted model, not a curated record
CUCGCGACCCGAACCGAGAAAAACAUCUACUGUACCAACCCGAUUGAUUAUCAGAAUACCAGGCGAGUUUACCCACAGACACAGACACAGAGACACCAACCAACAACAAUGGCUUCACCCACCACAGAUGAAAAGCAAAGUCCUGCUAAGAGAGUUGCCGUUGUUGGUGCCGGUGUCAGUGGGCUUGCUGCUGCCUAUAAGUUAAAGGUACACGGAUUGAAUGUGACUGUAUUUGAAGCUGAUGGGAGAGCAGGAGGGAAACUAAGAAGCAUUUCACAAGAUGGUUUGAUUUGGGAUGAGGGUGCCAAUACUAUGACUGAAAGUGAGGCAGAUGUCAGCAGUUUGCUUGAUGAUCUUGGGCUUCGAGAUAAACAACAGUUUCCACUUUCACAGCACAAGCGUUAUAUUGUAAGAAAUGGACAACCUGUGCUGAUACCUUCUAACCCAAUUGCACUAAUCCAAAGCAGUUUUCUUUCCACUCAAUCAAAGUUCCAAAUUCUUCUAGAGCCAAUGUUGUGGAAGAAAAAUACGUCCGACCCUCAAGAAAGUGUUGCAGGAUUCUUUCAGCGUCAUUUUGGGAAGGAGGUUGUUGAGUAUCUGAUUGACCCCGUCGUAGCGGGAACAAGUGCUGCAGAUCCCGAAUCACUUUCUAUGCGUCAUGCAUUUCCUGAGCUAUGGGAACUAGAGAAGAAGUUUGGUUCCAUCAUUUCUGGAGCUGUUCAGUCUAUGUUCACUUCAAGAAGUGGGAAAAAGAGUCCUCCUUCAAACAGCAAGCGUAGGCGUAGGCGUGGUUCUUUUUCAUUUUUGGGGGGAAUGCAGACACUCACGAAUGCACUGUGUAAAGAGGUUGGAGAAGGUGAGCUUAAUCUCCGAUCAAAAGUGCUUGAAAUGUCGUAUAGCUGUGAUGAGGGGUCAAGAGUUGGGAACUGGUCAAUUUAUUGUGGUCCAGAUGAAGAAAACAAACAGCAGUCUUUUGAUGCUGUAAUCAUGACAGCUCCACUUGGAAAUGUGAAAGAAAUGAAGAUUACAAAAAGAGGAAAUCCUUUUCUGCUCAAUUUCAUACCAGAGGUGAGUUAUAUGCCAGUUUCGGUCGUAAUUUCGACGUUCAAAAAGGAGAACGUGAAGCGGGCAGUUGAAGGAUUUGGAGUUCUUGUUCCUGGCAAGGAGCAGGAAAAUGGGUUAAAGACACUAGGCACUCUUUUUUGUUCCAUGAUGUUUCCAGAUCGUGCCCCUCAAGACUUGUAUCUUUAUACCACUUUUGUUGGAGGGAGCCGAAAUCCACAAAUGGCCAAAGCCUCCAGUGAUGAUAAUGGGCAAUAUAUAUGUAUGUAUGUACUGCUGUACUGUAAUGAUAGGGAUGAGCUGAAGCAGAUAGUAACUUCCGACCUCAGACAGUUGCUUGGUGCAGAGGGGGAGCCAAACUUUUUGACGUAUACACUAUUACUGGAGCAAGGCAUUUCCGUUGUAUGGGCACAACUAUGGUUUGGUUAUAGAUGCAAUUCAGAAGAUGGAAAAAGAGCUACCUGGAUACUUUUAUGCAGGUAACCACAAAGGAGGGAUCUCUGUUGGGAAAGCCAUAUCAUCUGGAUGCAAAGCGGCUGAAUCCGUGAUUUCGUAUUUGGAUUCUUAUUCAGUUGACAGUUAAGAUAAAUGCUGUAUUAAUUAUUAAUUAAUUACUCCUAAGUCCUAAGUAGUAUUAACCACUCCACCUUUAAAAACUAAUUAAUUACUAUUAAUCACAAUUUACACUUUCACUUUUCA